Messenger RNA from Thrips palmi, 4365 nucleotides. Its product is annotated as patj homolog. Lineage: Eukaryota; Metazoa; Arthropoda; Insecta; Thysanoptera; Thripidae. Bases 60 to 2237 code for a protein of 725 amino acids. The record is from RefSeq and is a predicted model, not a curated record. The transcript is spliced from 8 exons. Gene Ontology annotation, molecular function: protein binding.
CUGGCGUCGCGCCGCCGUCGCCGUCGGCCGUCAGCGACGCCUCCAAGGCCGGCUCAGACAUGGUGCUCAACACGGAGUGGGCUCAGGUCGAGGUGAUUGACCUCAUCAACGAUGGCUCCGGCCUGGGCUUCGGCAUCAUCGGCGGCCGCAGCACGGGGGUGGUCGUCAAGACCAUCCUGCCCGGCGGCGUGGCGGACCGGAACGGCCGGCUGCAGAGCGGAGACCACAUCCUGCAGAUCGGCGACGUCAACCUGCGCGGCAUGGGCUCGGAGCAGGUGGCCGCCGUGCUGCGCCAGUCCGGCAGCCACGUGCGCCUCGUGGUGGCCAGGCCCGUCGAGACCAACGCGACGGACUACCAGGCCAGCAUGGUGGUCGGCAUGCCGCCUAUCGUGCCCACCAAGAUCCUGGGCGACCCCGAGGAGCUGGACCGCCACCUGACCCGCAACGGCUUCCCCAACACGUUCACGCCGCAGGGCUCCAUCCUGGACUCGUACGACAACCACUUCAUCUUCCGCGACGACGAGCUGGAGGCCGGCGUGGCCGCGGGCGACAUCGAGCUCAUGCCGACCGGGCCGCUGCUGCUGGCCGCGCCGUCGCUGCCCACCCUCACCAUGGACAUGAUCCCCGCCGAGACGCCGCUGCCCGAGAUGGAGACCUUCACCGUGGACCUCAAGAAGGACGUGCACGGGCUCGGCAUCACCAUCGCCGGCUACGUGUGCGAGAAGGAGGAGCUGUCCGGCAUCUUCGUCAAGAGCAUCAGCGAGGGCAGCGCCGCGGACGUGUGCGGCAAGAUCCAGGUCAACGACCGCAUUGUUGAGGUGGACGGCCGGUCCCUGCAGGGCUACACCAACCACCAGGCCGUGGAGGUGCUGCGGAACACCGGCCAGACCGUCAGCCUGUGCCUGGAGCGCUACCUGCGCGGGCCCAAGUUCGAGCAGCUGCAGCAGGCCAUCGCCAACAGCGAGCUCAAGCCCAGCGCGGCGCAGGCCCCCGCCUCGCCGUCCGCUGCCUCGCUGCCGCGCUUCCCCAUCAGCGCGGACGGCGAGAGCGCCGUGGGGAUCGAGAUGGAGGGCGAGUCGCACACCACGGCGGACUCGCUGCUGCUGGAGGGCGUGGAGGGCGCCAGCGAGGACCUGGACCUGGAGGACGUGGAGCUGCUCAUCGACACCGACUACACGGGACCAUUGAAACCGACUGUGGAGGCGGCCAUCCAGGCCAAGUGGACCAAGAUCAUGGGGCCGGGAGUGGAGAUUGUGGUGGCGCAGCUCUGCAAGUUCGGCGAGGGCGGUGGCCUGGGCAUCAGCCUGGAGGGCACGGUGGACGUGGAGGACGGGCAGGAGGUGCGCCCACACCACUACAUCCGCUCCAUCCUGCCCGAGGGCCCCGUCGGCAGCAACGCGCUGCUGCGCUCGGGCGACGAGCUGCUCGAGGUGAACGGCCACCGGCUGCUGGGCAUGAACCACAUCGAGGUGGUGAGCAUCCUCAAGGACCUGCCAGUGUGCGUGCGCAUGGUGUGCGCCAGGCGCGCCGGCGAGGCGCCGCCCUACCGCCUCAUCGACACCUCGCAGGACAGGGCGGCCUUCGCGGCGAGGAGCCUCCUGGGCGGAUCACUGCAGAACCUCAUCCCCGCCACGGAGCGCCUGGUGAAGGCCAAGUCCGACGGCUCCCUCGCGUCCACCACGACCACCGCCACGGCCACGGACGCCAGCUUCUCCAAGAUGAAGUCGAGAUCCCUCGAGCCACUGACGGGGCUGGCCAUGUGGAGCUCUGAACCGCAAAUCAUUGAGCUGACCAAAGGAGAGCGUGGUUUGGGCUUCUCCAUUCUUGACUACCAGGAUCCGAUGAACCCAAGCGAGACCGUCAUAGUCAUCAGAUCUCUUGUUCCUGGUGGCGUUGCCCAGAUGGAUGGCCGGCUUAUACCUGGUGAUCGACUUCUCUUUGUCAACAACACUGUGCUGGAAAAUGCAUCUCUAGAUCAAGCCGUUCAAGCACUCAAAGGAGCACCAAAAGGAGUUGUGCGCAUUGGAGUUGCGAAGCCUCUACCCAUUCCAGACAGUGUGUCGCAGUCUGCAUCCCACUCACAGGUGAGUGAGACUCCAGCCCUGCCUCUGCCCACCGCGACACAGCACAUUGAAUACUAUGACGACCUGGGCAGCGAUAAUGAUCCUGAAGUGGAUGUUGAUGCCAAUCCUGAUAGCCCUCAACAAGCUGGUUUGCUCAAGUCUGAGAGCUUUUAAGUUGUAAAUGCUCCUCAUUUGCUCACUUUUUCAUCUUUUGAUAUGUCGUAUUUGAAUUGAUUUUAUUUGGCUCUAAGUCAGUCUUUAUUUAUGCAGUGGAUAUGAUCGUUAUGAACUCCAACUCUAUCAUUACCUCACUUUUUUCAUCUUUUAUUUUUUAAGAUUGUUUGAUACUCCAUAAUGUGCUUUCUUCUGCUUCUUUUGAAGCAAAGCACUGCAAUGUAACUUUACCCCGAGCAAUAUCUUCAGAAACCUAUGAGCAACUUCAAUGAUAAUAACAUAUGCCUUUUAAAACCGUCCUCAGAAAAUAUAGGCUGUUUCUAAGGCGCGAUGUCAUGCAGAAUGUCUGGAAUGUUUUGAAAGAGCAUACAUACUGAAGAACCAAUAAUUUUAUUUUCCAGUAUUGUUGACUAGGAGCAUGAAUACGAACAGUAAUUAAGGAAUGUGGUGGUGUUCGAAAGAAAAUGUUCUGUUUGCUUCUUUGCAUUUGAUUAAUAAGGCUGAUUUUGAUUUAAGCUAAAAUAUGUGAUAGACUGGCACCAGUUCUUCAGUUUUGUCAUAAGAUUGAGACUGUAAUGGGUAUGAAUUUCACUGGCCAAUCAUUCCAUUUCUUUUAAAAUUGUUAGGAGAAUGCAAUAAAAUCUGCCUUUCUUUGUGUAUUUUUAAUUUAAAUUGCGGAAGGUGAUGCUGCCUUAACUUUCACGUCUUCUUUGACUAAUUUUAAACCUAGGAUAAAAAGGCUGAUUACCUGCAUGAUUGUUGUGCUUCCUGCUGGCAGGAAGCAGUUCCAGUGCCUGAAAUGUUGAGGCAAGUGUGCUUGCAGAAAAACGGCCAUCAUGUCUGUAAACAGUAAAAGAUAUGAAAGAGAAGUUUUAAGUAUUGCACACACAAGACCUUAAAAUCCUCUUUUCUUUCUUUCAGUUGAUGAAGUAUUAAUUUAUUGGCAGGUUUUACUGUGUCAGUAUUGUUAUGAUUUAUGCCAAUUAUUAGAACACCAUUUGUUGAAUGAUAUCCCUUAAUAUUAAUUUAUUAUAUUUCUUUUAUUUUUCUUUACUUUAUCAUCAUUAUUAUUAUCUACCUUAUUUUAAUUUGUUUAGGCCCCUGAUGAACGUACCAUAUUCCAUAGGAUAAGUGAAACAGAGAUUUAUUGAUAGUUUUGCUGGUUGAUAUGAGGUUUUGUUAGUCCUAGAUGAUUUAUGUGCCCAAGUAAUACCCCCAAAAAAUAUAAGACUUUUGAAUUAUGUCAACCUCGUUAAAAUAGAACCCCACAUAGUUGUUUGAUGUCUUUCAUGCAUCAGUAAUCUUGUCCUCUUGUUAUGAAACCCUGAUUGUUAGUGACUGCGGUUUGGUAGCACUGGAAACAAUAUAAAAUUUGGCACUGAGGAGAACGCACAUGCUUCUCUUUACAUUGUUUCACUAUUUUUCUUGAAGUGGGUGGUAAGAGUCUGGCAAGCCUGCAUUUGAGGGAUUUGUAGAGCAUGACACAGUCCCUGUAGCUGCCUGUUCUGUCCAGGGAGCAGAGAGCCAACCACUGCUUUUGCCAUGUUGUAGCAUCAUUUAUAAUGGAUUCAGAAAUCUUGUUAUGGUUGUUUGUUCCUCUUCUCUACUCCAGCCCUGUGCUGCUGAUGGUUAAUAUCUAGCUAUAGUUCGUUUUAGUUAUAUCACCAUACUUAAGCAUCUUGAAAUGAGAGAGCUGAGGUGUUGUGCCUUCAAACCUUCACUUUCAAUUAAUAUUUUGCAAUCAGUUUGGUAGGAGCUCAUCAUGCGUCUGCAGUACAGAGAACUUUAUUGUUGUUUUUCUUUUGUAUGGUUCACUGCUUUCUUCUUAAAAUAUUUUAUUUCCAUGCAUUGUUUGCUUUGAGUGAGAUGCUGGGACCAGCCUGUUCUGCAGACGCAUUGUUGAGGGAAUCAGUCAUGCCUUGUCGCUUGCCUGGCUGCCCGCCUGCCUAUCAAAGUGCAUAUAGUACUUACAUCCUUACCACAGUCACACAAGUAACUUUACGAGAAAGGUUGUCCCUAGUUUAUGUCAAGAUAUUUUAUUUACGUGUAUAUUGGUUGGAACUUGUAAAUUGUACUUGAAAUAAAUAAAACAUUUUCCACCCUUACAGGGUUAUGGCUUUGUGUUAAA